Messenger RNA from Cantharellus anzutake, 1144 nucleotides. RefSeq names its product pirin domain-containing protein. Bases 90 to 971 code for a protein of 293 amino acids. The transcript has 14 exons. Lineage: Eukaryota; Fungi; Basidiomycota; Agaricomycetes; Cantharellales; Hydnaceae. The record is from RefSeq and is a predicted model, not a curated record.
UCUUUCUUGCCAACCAGCCGGACAUUCUCCUGGGUAUCAUUCCGUAUCCGAAAAUCCCUCUGAAUUUGUCGAUCACUUCUUCAGCCGGAAUGGCUUCUGCUCAACAAAUCUCUCGAUCUGUUAUCAAGAAAGUGCUUGCUGUUGAGACUCCCGAAGGUGUCGGGGCAAUGGUCAGGCGCACCAUUGGAACGCCAGCACUGAGAAACUUGUCCCCGGUCCAACAAGGUGGUUUUCCGGACCACCCGCACCGUGGACAGACAACUGUAACAUACAUGCUUGAGGGCGCAUCCCUUCACGAGGAUUCAGCCGGCCACAAAGGUAGACUUGGCCCCGGAGACAUCCAAUGGAUGACAGCUUUCUGGAUUUUCCAACAACCAGUCGUCCAUGCUGAAAUGCCUGUUAAGGAGCCCGGCCUUCCGUAUCCCCAGGGUAUGCAACUCUGGAUAGAUCUGCCGAAAGAACACAAAUUAGUGGAACCAAGUUAUCAAGAACUGAGUCACCGAGACAUUCCCUCUGCUUAUCCACAGGGUGAAGAUGGGCCAGUCAUCAAAAUCAUCAGUGGAAAGAGUCACGGCGUCGAGUCACCUGUCCGGCCGCUGGGGGAUGUUGAGAAAGAGCAGCAGAGUAUUUUCCAAGAUAUACCGCAAGGAUGGACGGCAUUCAUUUAUACGUAUACUGGAAAGCUCCUUGUCAACUCAACUAAUAAGACGGGCGAGUCAGCACAUGAUCAGUUCCAUACGCUUGUGCUCUCGUCUGGGAGUGACGAGAAUGGCGUCCGACUCACUGCGGCCGAGGAAAAUACGAGAGCAUUCCUAAUCGCCGGUGAACCACUUGACCAGCCUGUCGUGCAGCAUGGGCCAUUCGUCAUGACCUCCCAGUCAGAAAUAUAUCAGGCAAUCAAUGAUUACCGCACCGGAAGGAAUGGUUUUGAGAAAGCCCAUUCAUGGAAGAGCGAAAUUGGGGGUUUGUAAAUCUGUGCUGAAAUGAAAAUUCUGCUUCAUUCCCACUCUAUCUAAUAUUACGGAGUCAUAGAGGCUGGAGUCCUGCCUACGUUUCCACUAGGUACUGAGGAUUACUGUCCCGCGUGCUGAGCCAUAGAGUUGGACCAGUGAUUCGGACCGUGGGAAAGUUGUUUGGAUGUCGG